UCCAAAAUGAAAAAAAAGAAAAAAGUUUUUCUUCUAAAGUUGUUUAAGGUUCUUGUGUCUUUGAUAGAGAGUGUGAGUGUGUGUGUGUGUGUGUGAUUCACCCUCUCAUCAAACCUUGUUCGUGAAUCAUCGUCAAAUCUCGUGUUUUUUUCGGUUCUUUUCUCGGCUGUUUUUUUGGAAACGGUUGCGCGUAAAACGUGUCGCGCGCGCGUCUCCGCGUCUCUGCCGCGCUUCAAAAGAACCCGCCGCAGCUGAGGAUGAAGAAGUGAGUGUUGUUGGUGACAGAGUGAAGAUGAACGUGUCCUCCGUGUCCUCCGUGUCCUCCGUGUCCUCCGAGUCGCUCCUCUUCAUCUCCCUCAGCUUCUCCGUCAUCUUCGUGGUCGGAACCGCGGGGAACGCGCUGGUUCUGGCGGUUCUGCUGCGGGACGGACAGAUGAAGAAGAAGAGCACGAACCUGUUCAUCCUGAACCUCGCGCUCUCGGACCUGAGCUUCAUCCUGUGCUGCGUCCCCUUCCAGGCCACCGUCUACACUCUGGACCACUGGAUGUUCGGGGCCGCGCUCUGUAAGCUCGUGCACUUCAUCAUCUUCCUCACCAUGUUCUCCAGCGUCUUCACCCUCACUGCUGUGUCCCUGGACAGGUAUUUAGCCAUUUGUUACCCGCUCCGCUCCAGAGAGAUGAGGACGCCGAGGAACGCCGUCACCUCCAUCGGCCUGAUCUGGGCCUUGUCCCUGGUCUUCUCCGGUCCGUACAUCAGCUACUACGCUCAGAUGGACCUGGGCGGUAACGUGGUGUGUAUUCCCGCCUGGACGUCCAGACCCCGGGUCCUCGUGGACGUGUGCACCUUCGUCUUCGGCUACCUCGUCCCCGUGCUGGUGCUCGGCCUCACCUACGCCCGCACCAUCCGGUACCUGUGGACGAGCGUGGACGCGGUGAAGGACGUGUCCGAGUCUCGGCGCGCCAAGCGCAAGGUCACCAAGAUGAUCCUGAUCGUCACCGCCCUCUUCUGCGUCUGCUGGCUCCCCCAUCACCUCGUCAUCCUCUGCAUGUGGACGGGACGCUUCCCUCUCAACCACGCCACCUACGUCCUCCGCGUCCUCUCGCACCUGGUGGCGUACGCCAACUCCUGCCUCAACCCCGUCGUCUACGCCCUCGUCUCCAAACACUUCCGCAAAGGCUUCAGGAAGGUGUUCAGCUGCCGGCCCAGGAGGAGGAGGAGGAGGCGGGAGGAGGUCAACAAGGUGCACGUGGUCAGCAGCGUGGAGACGUCCAACUGACGGACGCAGGAGGAGGAGGCGGAGCCAAGUGAUCCCGUCCACAGUUUAUCACGGUGCUUCUGUGGAUUAAGAUUUAUAGAAAACACAGUUUAUCCAGAAAAGAAGGAAAUAAAAUCCUAGUUUGAGUUCGACUCGAGUCAGAGUCUCAUAAUAAUAAUAAUAAUGAGAUUUUACAAAAGAGUUUCCCCUAAACUUCGAUAUAAAGAUGAUAAACUAUUGUUUCCUGAAUCAUAAUCAUAGAACGCUUCGACGACUAUUAA
Messenger RNA from Solea senegalensis (Senegalese sole), 1536 nucleotides. Its product is annotated as galanin receptor 2a. Gene Ontology annotation, cellular component: membrane. The record is from RefSeq and is a predicted model, not a curated record. The transcript has 2 exons. Gene Ontology annotation, molecular function: G protein-coupled receptor activity. Gene Ontology annotation, biological process: G protein-coupled receptor signaling pathway. The coding region runs from base 293 to 1276 and encodes 327 amino acids. Lineage: Eukaryota; Metazoa; Chordata; Actinopteri; Pleuronectiformes; Soleidae.